Molecule: messenger RNA, 1380 nt
Organism: Penaeus vannamei (Pacific white shrimp)
Lineage: Eukaryota; Metazoa; Arthropoda; Malacostraca; Decapoda; Penaeidae
Source: RefSeq, a predicted model, not a curated record
UCCGAGGAGCUCAAGAGCCACGGCUUUGCACGGCGCCUCUCACUCUGUGCGGUGUCUUCGCUCAGUGUGCAUGCUCCUCCUCGUCCACUCGCUCACCUCCCCCAAGGCAUUCCCGGGGCCUGUUCUCCCCAAGAAGUGCUCGUGUGCUCAUGUUAGUGAGCAUUUACAACCUGUGUGAUAUUGUCAACUGUGCUCCUAGUCACCCAACCAAAGCCCAAGAAAGCAACUUUAAGAUUAUUAGUCCAUGCUCCGUAUGUGCAGGAGACAUGGCAUCCUUCCCACACUCGAUGCAGAUGGUGAAGGCCCAGAGGAAGCGACAACGCAGCGCUAACUCGGAAUCUCGCGCCGGAAUGUACGCCUGUGCAGAGCUGGAUCAGCCGAUGCGCUACAACAGCAAGAUGAUGAACAGCAUCUGGGGUCGCUAUAACGAAGACUCCGUCCACAACUUCAAGUCCCUUCAGUGUGCCGGGAAGGUGGCCGCUGAGUCCCAGCAGACCCAGGCCCUGCAGAUGCAGCAGCAGCAGCAAUUGCAGCUGCAGCAACAGCAACAACAGCAACUGCAGCAGGCUGCGCCGGAGCCCGGGCUGGGGCUCAGACAGCGCCUGGGGGAGCUGGGACAAGCGGUCACCGCCAACUUCAUGGAUAACCUGCAUCAGUACUAGUGUUGCUGCUCGAAUGUCAACCCUUCCAAGUCAUGAGUCAAGCCACCCCACCCCACAGCACAGCACAGCAUGGCAUCGCCGCUGCGAAGGACGCCGGGUUGAAAUUUGAAAUCCGAAGAGCCCGGUCGGUUCCUUUCCCUAACCCGAAACAGCGAGGAUUUCUCUGUCUCUCUCUCUUUCUCUCCAGACUUAUCUAUGCUUUUAUAUGCAGGGAGUAAAUACAAUGUCCCCCGAUCUUUUUUAUCAAUACAUUCGUUUUUGUUUUUUUAUUUACUAUAUUUCAUCUAACCUUUUGUAAAGUAAGCUCAGUUAACUAAACACAACAGCUUAACGUUGCUUCACUGGUAAGAGCUACUUCCUAGGAAGGACAGAGGCUCGGUUUUACUUCAACAUGAAGAAUCGCAGUGAAAGAUCUUAUGAUCUUUGGAAGAAAUCAAGAUUUUUAUAACGAAGUGAAUGGUUGACAAAUGUGCAGCAACGCACGGUUAAUGCAGAGAAUAUAUUAAUAAAAAAAUAUAUUAUAAUCGAUUAGAUGGUGUAACAAUAUUACUAACCUGCCUUUAAUGUAGACUUAAGUUUAUAUCGAGUGAAAAAUAUAAAAGAACAUUCUCAAAGAACGGGUUAUAAAUACCGGAAUGUGAAAAUCCCAGUUAAGUGAUAUGUAAGAGAAUUCGCUAUUCGUUAUGAUCAGUCACUAUAAAUAAAAUGACAAAUUAUU